AUGAAGGGCGCCGAGAGCGAGGUCCCCGACGCGCACUUCACUGUAGAUAAACAGAAUGUCUCCCUGUGGCCUCGAGGCAAGAACCUGCGCAAAGCCUGCUCGGAGCUUGAUCCUCCUCCCAAGACAGGUCGGUCUCUGGUUCUGGGGAGAUGUCUCACCGUCGGCGCUGCGGUCAUCUUCCUGACGCUGGUCCUGCUCGCCUCGGUCCUGCUGCAGGCCAUUCUCUAUCCCUGGUUUCUGGGCACAAUAUCAGAUGUCAAGACCAACGCCCAGGUGCUGGAAAGCCGUGUGGACAACAUCAGCGCCCUGAGUUCUGAAGUUAAGAGGAACAGAGGCGGCGUGGAAGCAGCUGGCGUGCAGGUCCAGAUGGUGAAUGCCAGCCUGGAUCACAUGCGAUCUCAGAUCCGGAGGCUGGAAACCGGUGUGAAGGAAGCCAAUGCACGGAUCCAGACACUAACAAGUAGUUGGGAAGCAGUUGAUAAGUUAAAUGCCCAAAUCCCAGGGUUACAAAGAGAUCUGGACAAAGCCAGCGCUUUAAAUGCAAAGGUCCAGGGACUCCAGAGCAGUUUAGAGAACAUCAGCAAGUUGCUCAAACAGCAAAAUGACAUUCUACAGGCAGCUUCUCAAGGCUGGAAGUACUUCAGGGGGAACUUCUAUUAUUUUUCUCGAAUUUCAAAGACAUGGUACAGUGCCGAGCAGUUCUGUAUGUCCAGGAAUUCACACCUGACCUCAGUGACCUCAGAGAGUGAACAGGAGUUUCUCUACAAGAUGGCAGGCGGACUUUUAUACUGGAUUGGCCUGACCAAAGCAGGAAGUGAGGGGGACUGGUACUGGGUGGAUGAUACCCCAUUCAACAAGGUCCAGAGUGCGAGGUUCUGGAUUCCGGGUGAGCCCAACAACACUGGGAACAACGAACAUUGUGCCAAUAUAAAGCAGUCCUCACUUCGGUCGUGGAAUGAUGCCUCCUGUGACAAUACGUUUCUCUUCAUCUGUAAACGACCCUAUAUCCCAUCAGAGCCAUGACAGGACUGGCCCCCAAGCUUGCAUUUUGAGCUACAAUGUUUGCUGAAUGCGAGGAAAUGGCACUCUCUCAUCUACACUCCAGGGUGACUCUGACCCUGAAUUUUUCUUGCUUUAAAAUUGUCCUAAAGGCAGCCUGGAGUCCAUCUGCUUUGGCUGGGAAUUCUCUGAGCUGAAAUGGAAAGAAGAUCUCGGGUUAAAAUAGGAGGUGAAGGUGGAGAGGAUUAUGCAUUCAAACUGCCCCAGUGAGGUGAAUCAGGACCCACAAGCUGGGGCAGCACCUGGGGUCCCAUCCCUUCAGAGAACCCUCAGUUUCAUUGCAUGAAGGUUGCUUCCGACCACCCAAGCAGUUCUCCUGAGACUGAGACUCAGGGCUUUUCUGGUUGACCCCCACAAUUCCCAGUUGCCUGCUUAGGCGGCUGUGUUCUCAGUGGGAGGAGCUCUGUUCUUGGUGACCUUCUUCAUGCCAUGUCCCCGUGGCCCCUUCAUCCCUGUCCUCUGAGAUCGGAGCCCCUUCCUCUCUAGGAUGGGCUCAACUGGUCCAGAUCAGGGGCUGCCAUGGAAAUGUGUCUCCUUAGAGCUAGAUCAGCAUCCAUUUGCCUUCUCCCUCCACCUCCCUCACUAAACUCUGGGGCCCGUCUGUCUGCCCAGCCCCUCUGCCUCACCUCCUUACCCCUCCACUUUCUCCUGCAUUUCCUCUCUUCCCAGGGCACAGGGGAAGUGGUCUUCA
Messenger RNA from Camelus dromedarius (Arabian camel), 1750 nucleotides. It is a transcript of the gene CD207, whose product is annotated as CD207 molecule. The record is from RefSeq and is a predicted model, not a curated record. The transcript has 6 exons. Lineage: Eukaryota; Metazoa; Chordata; Mammalia; Artiodactyla; Camelidae. Gene Ontology annotation, molecular function: signaling receptor activity. Bases 1 to 1023 code for a protein of 340 amino acids.